Molecule: messenger RNA, 354 nt
Organism: Penicillium longicatenatum
Lineage: Eukaryota; Fungi; Ascomycota; Eurotiomycetes; Eurotiales; Aspergillaceae
Exons: 1
Coding region: 1-354 (117 amino acids)
Source: RefSeq, a predicted model, not a curated record
AUGUCUUUCUUGAAUAAAGCGCCGGCCAACUUUCUCAACCUUGUCCAGUCAGUGCUCGAUUCAUCAUCCAUGGAGGCUGGCGCUGAGAAUAUGAUGACACCUGACUCCCCAGAGACUGAGAACUCUUUACUGAAGUCGAUGCGUUUAUUGACUAUGGAUAUUUUUGCUCACUGGCUGGUGCUUGUCAUGUUAUUGGACGGCGUAUGGUGGAUUGGUGGCAUUGGACAAUGGGAGCUGGGGCGAGUUAUUGCUUUAAUGAAGCCUCAGGUUUCGCUCCACCAGCCCAUAGAUACCAGGGAAACCUGGUGGCCCGAAAGCAUGCACUGUGUGAAGCUGGAACUUGCUUCCAAUUAG